AUGUUGCAUUCACCAUUAUCCACUUUUGAAGCCAAAACUUCCUAUGGAAAUGAGACAGAUAGGCUUGCCUUGCUUGCCAUCAAAGCUCAGAUAAUUGGCGACCCUUUUGGUGUCAUGAAGAAAUGGAAUAACUCUUUCCAUUUCUGCAACUGGGAAGGCAUCACUUGCGGUCGCCGCCACCGAAGAGUGACCGGCUUGAACCUUAGUUCCUAUGACUUGGUUGGUUCACUCUCUCCUCACAUAGGAAAUCUCACCUUCCUUUCAAGACUUGUCCUUAAUUUCAACCAUUUUCAUUAUCAAAUCCCGCAGGAAGUUGGCCGUCUGUUCAGGCUUAAGUACUUGGAACUCUCCAACAACUCGUUCUCGGGAGAAAUCCCAGCCAAUCUCUCUGGAUGUUCUAGACUUGUUUGGCUCCGUUUGGGGUUCAACAAGUUGAAUGGUAAAAUCCCAUCUCAGCUAGGAUCAUUGCAGAUGCUGGAGAGAGUUCAACUUCACUAUAACAAUCUCAGUGGACCGAUGCCGGCCUCAUUAGGCAACCUUUCCUCUGCUAGAUCUCUGUCUCUAGCAGUGAACAGUUUGGAGGGACACAUACCGGAGUCAUUUGGCCGGUUGAAGAACUUAGAAUUUCUUGGACUCGGUGUGAAUCGAAUGUCCGGUAUGAUACCUCCCUCUGUUUAUAACCUUUCAUCCAUCACAAGGUUUAGUGUGCCAUUUAAUCAACUAGAAGGAAGCUUGCCCUCAGACUUGGCCUUCACUCUUCCUAACUUACUUGUCUUGAAUGUUGGUCACAAUCAAUUCACUGGAACCAUGCCAAAUUCAUUGUCCAAUGCUUCCAAUCUUAUUGAAUUAGAUACAAGUGGAACCAAAUUCAGUGGAAAACUUACCAUUGAUUUUGGUGGCUCACCUAAUCUAUGGUGGCUGGUUCUAGCUUCAAAUUCUCUCGGAACGAGAGAAGUUGAUGACUUGAACUUCUUCGAUUCUUUGACAAAAUGUAGGAACUUACAAGUGGUUGAUCCAAGUGACAAUCAAUUUGGCGGGGUAUUGCCAAAUUCUAUAUCCAACCUCUCAUCCACACUAGCUACAUUGAGACUAGGAAGCAAUCAGUUAAGUGGAAGCAUCCCUGAAGGAAAUGGCAAUCUUGUUAACUUGACUGAGUUAGAGGUAGAAAAAAAUGAUCUAUCAGGGAGAAUUCCUGUAGGAAUUUGUAACCUCAAGAUGCUACGGCGACUGGACAUGUCCGAAAAUUCAUUUUCAGGCCACAUAAUAUCCUCCCUAGCCAACAUAACUCAGUUAUACUUGCUCCAUCUUCAGAAAAACCACUUCACAGGUCCUAUUCCUUCUAGUAUUGGAAGCCUUUCAAACUUGCAGGACCUAGACCUUUCUCAAAACUACCUUGUUGGAACCAUACCCAAAGAAGUUGUCAGUCUUUCUUCUUUAACAAUUUCUUUGAAUCUAGCUCAAAAUCAAUUCACUGGUUCCCUUCCUUCUGAAGUGGGGCUUUUGAAAAAUCUCGGUUACUUGGAUGUUUCUGAGAAUAAAUUGUCAGGUCAAAUUCCAAAAGAACUAGGAGCUAUUCCUCAAUCUUUUAGUUCCUUGAGAGAACUUGAGGACUUGGAUCUUUCACAUAACAACUUGUCUGGCCAAAUUCCGGAAUACUUCCAACAUAUCUCCUUCAUGAGUCUGAAUCUUUCUUUCAACAACUUCGAGGGUCAAAUACCAACAGGAGGAGUUUUCAAAAAUGCAACUGCCAUUUCAUUAGCAGGAAAUGAAAGGCUUUGUGGGGGUAUAUCAGUACUGCAUUUCCCGGCAUGCACUAAGCCAAAGAAAGAGAAGAUAUCUAAAGGGCUCAAGUUGAUGAUCCCUUUACUCUCCGGGAUCCUGGGGUUAGUUCUGCUGGUAUCUAUUCUAAUCGUCGUUCGCUUAAAGAAGUUGAAAAGAGACCCUCCAUCUUCAGCAGUUUCGUCAAAUGAGAAUUUUCUACUCAAUGUGUCUUAUGGAACACUUGUUAAAGCUACUGGUGGAUUUUCUUCUGCCAAUUUGAUAGGCAGUGGUAGCUCUGGUUCAGUCUAUAAGGGCAUUCUUGAUCCAAAUGAGAAAGUUGUUGCAGUAAAGGUACUCUACACACAAGAACGCGGAGCAUUAAGGAGCUUCCUAACCGAAUGUGAAGCCUUGAGAAACAUUCGACACAGAAAUCUCGUGAAAGUAUUAACCGCUUGCUCGAGUGUUGAUUUUCAGGGAAAUGAUUUCAAAGCUCUUGUCUAUGAGUUCAUGCCUAAUGGGAGCCUCGAGAGUUGGCUGCAUCCACGUCCCAGAGAAUACGACGUAGAUGGUGAACUAAGGAUGUUGAGUCUUUUGCAAAGAUUAAACAUUGCUAUUGAUGUGGCCUCAGCUUUGGAGUAUCUUCAUCAUGAAUGUCAAAAGCCAAUUGUUCAUUGUGAUCUAAAGCCAAGCAACAUUUUGCUCGACAAUGAUCUCACUGCUCGCGUGGGAGAUUUCGGGUUAGCAACGUUCAUUCCAGAGCCUGUGAGUAGAUCAGAAGUACAACAAAGCAGUUCAGUUGGAUUGAAGGUAACUGUUGGGUAUGCCGCGCCAGAAUAUGGCAUGGGAAGUAAGGUUUCGACGUACGGCGAUGUAUACAGCUAUGGGGUACUCUUGUUGGAGAUGUUCACGGGGAGGAGGCCGACCGACGAAAAGUUUAAAGACGGUUUGGACCUCCAUGAUCAUGUUAAGAGUGCACUAUCAAGGAAAAUAUCAGAAGUCCUAGAUCCAAUGCUUGUGCUUGGAGGUGAAGGAGAAGAAGAGGAAGCAAAUAGCAAGGAGAUUAUUUAUGAGGGACAAACCAAAAAGGAUACAACACAAGAGUGCUUGGCUGCAAUUCUAGAGAACGAAUGGACAUUAGUAAAGUUGUCAAGGAAUUGA
Molecule: messenger RNA, 2919 nt
Organism: Morus notabilis
Lineage: Eukaryota; Viridiplantae; Streptophyta; Magnoliopsida; Rosales; Moraceae
Product: probable LRR receptor-like serine/threonine-protein kinase At3g47570
Exons: 3
Coding region: 1-2919 (972 amino acids)
Biological process (GO): protein phosphorylation
Molecular function (GO): ATP binding; protein kinase activity; protein binding
Source: RefSeq, a predicted model, not a curated record